AUGGGAAACCAUCACUCGACGGGCCACUUCUUCAACCUCUGCGGCUGCACCGAUGUCAUCGGAUUCGAGGGCAGCGCCAAGGCAGUCAUCAACAUGUACGAAAUUAAGCCGUGGAACGCAAGGAGUCUGAUCCGCGACAAUUUGAACAAACAGGCAGACCUUGCGCGGAAGUCCCCGCUGCGGAAGGUGCCCAUUAUGGAUGGAUUAGAAUACUUCCAGAGGCAGAUCAAAAGCUCGAUGUUCGGCUCCCGCGAGUUGACGAAGGAUCGCUUCGUCGACAUCGCGGUGAUGCUUCUAGGUCAACAGAACAUCCCGCACAACCCUCGUGAGCGGGAGGACCUGUACCAGAUCUUUGAUUCCAUGGACUUCGACAGGAAUGGAACCUUGAGCACUGGGGAGUGGGCCGCCGGCUUGUCGGUGUUCUUCAAGGGGUCGAUGGAGGAGGCCGUGCGCGCCGUGUUCCGUUGCCUGGAUGCCAACGAGAAUGGUGCCAUCUCCAAAUCCGAGCUGCAGGUCUAUCUCUCCCCCUUCGUCAAGGCCAUGUCACCCCCAGAGGCAGCAGCAUUGCGACCCAUUCUGGAGAAGAAGGCGGUUGAUGACAUCUACUACGACAUGGACAUGGAUCACCAGGCAGACAUCUCCAGUGACGAGAUGUUGGCAUGGAGUCGCCGGGGGAACAACAUCGUUGACCGGCUCGCCGACAUCAUCGACCAGGAGGUCUACCAACUCUGGCUGGCGGAGUCCAAGCGGAAGAAUCAGAAUCGGAGGUAUUCCGAAACUGGAAGUGCAAGCCCUGGCGCAAGCCCUGGCAGCAGCCCAGGGAGCGGUCGCUAUGAGGCGAUGCAGGACCACCACGAUGCUGGGUACGAUUCGCAGCGCGCCUCUAUGAGCUCCAUGGGACACAGCCCGGCACAGCAAGGGUAUGGCCAAGCUCCCCAGCACUCCGAGUAUGGCCCGGGGCCGUAUCAGCAGCCGCAGCCAGGCACUGGCGCUGGUUACUCCAACAACUUCCAGUCGUCCUACUCUUCAGCGCCGCCAGCCUACAGCUCCCAGCCGCCAGCCUACUCGCAGUACGGAGGAAGCAUGGCCAACGACCCGAGGCCGGGAAAUAGAGGGCCUUCGUAG
Messenger RNA from Symbiodinium necroappetens, 1125 nucleotides. Lineage: Eukaryota; Dinophyceae; Suessiales; Symbiodiniaceae. The record is from the annotation of a GenBank genome assembly.